Peromyscus maniculatus bairdii (prairie deer mouse) is the source of this 6844-nucleotide messenger RNA. The record is from RefSeq and is a predicted model, not a curated record. Lineage: Eukaryota; Metazoa; Chordata; Mammalia; Rodentia; Cricetidae.
GGGUGAGGACCACGGUCGGGGAGCUACCCAGCAGCGCCGGUACAUUCAUUUCAGCCUGGUCGCAGAACCCAGAGAAUCAAUUUCGGCUCAUCCUCCCGAGAGCGAGAGCCGAGGACAACUUGGCGUCACCCUUCGGGGAGACGUUUGUCGUCAUUGAGCGGGUUCGGGUCCAUUAAUUCAGCCCCGGCCAACGCCAGCACGGGUGAACCGACAGCAGGUUCUUGCUGCAGGCUCUGUGAACUCAGGCUCUGUCUGCACCGGAGGCUGCAGUGUUUUUAGGUGAAGGAAAGGCUUAUGGACAGAAGUCUUCAAGAGUGCUGCUGAAAAUCAGAACAGAAGUGGAACAGUGUCAUUACACCUAACAGAAAGCACAUUCGCCAUGGCUUUGGAGAAACUGUGCUUUGAGGAUGUUGUUUGCUUUUGGUGAAAAAGGAACUCCAGGCAACCACCCUUUCUGUCUGUUUGUGAUAGUAUUGUGUGAUGACCACGGAGGUGGGGUCACACCACUGUUGCUGAUGACUGCUUCUUGCCUCUGUGGACAUGAGUGACCCAAGGCCAUCACAGGUAGAGAAGCACAAGCUCGGCAGAGCUGCCUCCAAAUUCAAGGACCCUUCCAGAACCAUGCAGUCUGAUGAUUAUUUUGCUCGGAAAUUUAAAGCCAUCAAUGGCAGCAUGGGACCCGCUCCUUUGAACACCUCCAGUCCAAGUGAGGGCAGUGGUGGUGGGCCAGCCAACGGUACCCCAGCAGUGCCCAAGAUGGGAGUGAGGGCCAGAGUGUCUGAGUGGCCUCCGAAAAAGGACUGCUCCAAAGACUUGGCCUGCAAGACACUGUGGGAGAGCCGUUCUCAGUCCAGCUACGAAAGCGUCACCUCCAUCAUCCAGAAUGGCCAAAAUGACCAGGGUGACAGGCAGCAAGAAGAGCAGCUGGACCUGGACUUUGUGGAGGCAAAGUACACCAUUGGAGACAUCUUCGUCCAUUCUCCCCAGAGGGGACUCCACCCCAUACGACAAAGGAGCAACAGCGACGUUACCAUCAGUGAUAUCGAUACUGAGGAUGUCCUGGACCAACAUGCAGUCAACCCCAACACCGGAGCUGCCCUGCACAGGGAAUAUGGGAGCACUUCAUCUAUUGACAGGCAGGGUCUGUCUGGAGAGAAUGUUUUUGCCAUGCUCCGAGGGUACCGAGUGGAGAAUUACGAUCCUAAGGUGACCAGCUCCUUUGGGUUUCCGGAUUUCUUCCCCUGUAACACCGCCAUCUCCCCCAGCCUCCAUGCUGCAGCCCAGAUUUCUAGAGGAGAGUUCGUCCGCAUCUCGGGCUUGGACUACAUGGAUGGUGGGCUCUUAAUGGGGAGGGACAGAGACAAGCCCUUCAAGCGCAGGUUAAAAUCAGAGUCAGUGGAAACAUCACUCUUCCGAAAACUUCGGACAGUAAAGAGUGAGCAUGAGACCUUCAAGUUCACUUCUGACCUAGAGGAGGGCCGCCUGGACCGGGGCAUCCGCCCUUGGAGUUGCCAGAGGUGCUUUGCCCAUUAUGAUGUGCAGAGUAUCCUCUUCAACAUCAACGAAGCCAUGGCCACGAGGGCCAGCGUGGGGAAGAGAAAGAACAUCACCACAGGGGCCUCGGCUGCAUCACAGACCCCAGUCCCCGUAGGCCCAGCCGGAGGCUGCGAGUCCCCACUGGGCAGCAAGGAAGACCUCAACUCCAAAGAGAACCCGGACGCUGACGAAGGCGAUGGAAAGAGCAAUGACUUGGUCCUCAGCUGCCCUUACUUCCGCAAUGAGACUGGUGGGGAGGGCGACAGGCGCAUUGCGCUGUCUCGGGCCAACUCAGCCUCUUUCAGCUCUGGGGAGAGCUGUUCCUUUGAGUCAUCCCUCAGCUCACACUGUACCAAUGCAGGUGUCUCUGUCUUGGAGGUGCCUCGAGAGAACCAACCCAUCCACAGGGAGAAGGUCAAACGCUACAUCAUAGAGCACGUUGACCUGGGGGCCUACUACUACCGCAAGUUCUUCUAUGGCAAAGAGCACCAGAACUACUUUGGAAUAGAUGAAAACCUUGGCCCCGUGGCAGUCAGCAUCCGGAGGGAGAAGGUGGAAGAUCCCAAGGAGAAAGAAGGGUCCCAGUUCAACUACAGGGUGGCCUUCAGGACAAGUGAGCUCACAACUCUGAGAGGAGCGAUCCUAGAAGAUGCUGUUCCCUCCACAGCCCGCCAUGGCACUGCCCGGGGCCUGCCCCUCAAGGAAGUCCUGGAGUUUGUUAUCCCGGAGCUGAGCAUCCAGUGCCUGCGGCAGGCAGCCAACUCCCCCAAGGUCCCGGAGCAGCUGCUCAAGCUGGAUGAACAAGGGCUGAGCUUUCAGCACAAAAUUGGGAUCCUGUACUGCAAAGCUGGGCAGAGCACGGAAGAGGAAAUGUACAACAACGAGACAGCAGGGCCAGCCUUCGAGGAGUUCCUGGACCUCCUCGGCCAGAGAGUGCGGCUGAAAGGCUUCAGCAAGUAUCGUGCCCAGCUGGACAAUAAGACGGAUUCCACAGGGACUCACUCCCUCUAUACCACAUACAAAGACUUUGAACUCAUGUUCCACGUGUCGACGUUGCUUCCAUAUAUGCCAAACAACAGGCAGCAGCUUCUGAGGAAGAGGCACAUUGGGAACGACAUCGUCACCAUCGUCUUCCAGGAGCCUGGUGCCCUCCCGUUCACCCCCAAGAACAUCCGCUCACACUUCCAGCAUGUCUUUGUCAUAGUGAGGGUGCACAACCCCUGCACAGAGAACGUGUGCUACAGCGUUGGCGUUUCCAGGUCAAAGGAUGUCCCUCCCUUCGGUCCCCCAAUUCCCAAAGGUGUAACUUUUCCAAAGUCAGCUGUAUUCCGGGACUUCCUUUUAGCCAAAGUAAUCAAUGCAGAAAACGCAGCCCAUAAGUCAGAAAAAUUCCGGGCCAUGGCUACUCGAACGAGGCAAGAAUACUUGAAGGACUUGGCUGAGAACUUUGUCACGACCGCCACAGUGGACACUUCUGCGAAAUUCAGCUUCAUCACCCUGGGUGCAAAGAAGAAGGAACGCGUCAAACCAAGGAAGGAUGCACACCUGUUCAGCAUCGGGGCCAUCAUGUGGCAUGUGGUGGCGCGGGACUUCGGCCAGUCAGCGGACAUUGAGUGUCUGCUUGGGAUCUCUAACGAGUUCAUCAUGUUGAUAGAGAAGGACUCCAAGAAUGUUGUGUUUAACUGUUCCUGCAGGGAUGUGAUUGGCUGGACCUCUGGGUUAGUGAGCAUCAAAGUCUUCUAUGAAAGGGGAGAGUGUAUCCUGCUGUCCUCCGUGGAUAACUGUUCCGAAGACAUCCGAGAGGUAGUGCAGCGGCUCGUGAUAGUGACAAGAGGCUGCGAAACUGUGGAAAUGACCCUGAGGAGGAACGGACUGGGCCAGCUCGGCUUCCAUGUGAACUUUGAAGGAAUUGUUGCCGAUGUAGAACCUUUUGGCUUUGCCUGGAAAGCGGGCCUUCGCCAAGGGAGCCGUCUCGUGGAGAUCUGCAAGGUGGCUGUGGCCACCCUGACCCACGAGCAGAUGAUUGACCUACUGCGGACAUCCGUGACUGUGAAGGUGGUCAUCAUCCACCCCCAUGAGGAUGGCUCUCCCCGCAGGGGUUGUUCAGAGCUCUGCCGGAUCCCCAUGGUGGAGUACAAACUGGACAGUGAGGGCACGCCCUGCGAGUACAAGACACCCUUCCGGAGGAACACCACGUGGCACCGUGUACCCACCCCUGCCCUGCAGCCAGUUUCCAGAGCCUCACCUGUGCCAGGCACACCUGACCGUCUACAGUGCCAGCCAUUGCUCCAACAGGCCCAGGCCGCCAUCCCCCGGAGCACGUCGUUUGAUAGGAAGCUGCCUGAUGGCACCAGAAGUUCUCCCAGCAACCAGUCAUCAUCCAGUGACCCAGGACCGGGUGGGAGUGGACCCUGGAGACCACAAGUGGGCUAUGAUGGGUGUCCAUCCCCUCUCCUGCUCGAGCACCAGGGCCCGGGCCCUGGGGAGUGUGAUGGAGCCAGGGAGCAUGAGGACAUCAUAGAAGGAGGCAGGCUUCCAGAAACCAAGUGGCAUGGCCCACCUUCCAAAGUCCUGAGUGCCUAUAAAGAAAGAGCCCUGCAGAAGGAUGGAAGCUGCAAAGACUCCCCCAACAAGCUAUCUCAUAUCGGGGAUAAGAGCUGUUCCAGUCACUCCAGUAGCAACACUCUCUCCAGUAACACGUCCAGCAACAGCGAUGACAAGCAUUUUGGGUCAGGGGACCUGAUGGACCCUGAGCUGCUGGGACUGACCUACAUCAAAGGCGCCUCCACGGACAGUGGCAUCGACACCACGCCGUGCAUGCCAGCCACCAUCCUUGGCCCCGUGCAUCUGACAGGCAGCAGGUCCCUGAUCCACAGCCGAGCCGAACAGUGGGCCGACGCUGCUGAUGUCUCAGGAGCCGAUGAUGAACCUGCCAAGAUGUAUACCCUGCAUGGCUAUGCCUCUGCCAUCUCCACCAGUGCUGCGGAGGGCAGCAUGGGUGACCUCAGUGAGAUCUCGUCUCACUCCAGUGGCUCUCACCAUUCAGGAAGCCCCUCUGCUCACUGCUCCAAAAGCACUGGGUCUCUGGACAGCUCCAAAGUCUACAUCGUUUCCCACAAUAGCGGUCAGCAGGUAUCCGGGGCUGUGGCAAAGCCUUACCACAGACAAGGGGGAGCAAACAAGUAUGUCAUUGGCUGGAAAAAGUCAGAAGGCAGCCCACCACCUGAGGAACCUGAAGUCACUGAAUGCCCUAGGAUAUAUGGCGAGAUGGACAUCAUGUCCACAGCCACUCAGCAUCCGGCAGUGGUGGGAGACUCUGUUUCGGAAACUCAGCAUGUCUUAUCCAAAGAUGACUUUCUGAAGUUGAUGCUUCCUGACAGCCCCUUAGUGGAGGAGGGAAGACGGAAGUUUUCGUUCUACGGGAACCUGUCUCCAAGGAGGUCGUUGUACCGAACGCUGUCCGAUGAGAGUGUAUGCAGCAACCGGAGGGGCUCUUCCUUUGCCAGUUCUCGAAGCUCCAUCCUGGACCAGGCCCUGCCCAACGACAUUCUGUUCAGCACCACGCCACCCUACCACAGCACGCUGCCUCCAAGGACCCACCCCGCUCCCAGCAUGGGGAGCCUACGGAAUGAGUUCUGGUUUUCCGACGGGUCCUUAUCGGAUAAAUCCAAGUGUGCAGAUCCCGGCCUGAUGCCGCUACCAGACACAGCCACAGGGUUAGAUUGGUCCCAUCUUGUGGAUGCUGCACGAGCGUUUGAAGGGCAUUGUGGUAAGGAGGGCCAGCAGACUCCAUUCAGUAAAUUGGUCUGUACACAGACAUGGUGCCUGAUGCUUCUCACCAAACUGCUUUCUGUGUGUUCCUCAUCUCCAGACCAGAGGGUGGCAUCUUUCUGUACCCUGACUGACCUCCAGCAUGGACAAGACCUGGAAGGAGCACCAGAGCUGUCCCUGUGUGUGGAUCCCACCAGCGGCAAGGAGUUCAUGGAUACACCUGGGGAGCGCUCGCCCUCCACACUGACUGGGAAAGUCAACCAGCUGGAAUUGAUUCUCCGACAACUGCAGACCGACCUUCGCAAGGAGAAGCAGGACAAGGCAGUGCUGCAGGCCGAGGUCCAGCACCUGAGGCAAGACAACAUGAGGCUGCAGGAAGAGUCGCAGACUGCCACAGCCCAGCUGCGCAAGUUCACGGAGUGGUUCUUCAGCACCAUUGACAAGAAGGCCUGACCGGCUAGCUGCUCGCCACCCGGGGACCACGGGCUGGCCUGCCUUCCCGCCCGCCUGCCCGCCCGCCUGGGGUCCCUCCCAAGUUGACAAUGCAGUUUUAUAUGCGCUUUCCACCACCUGUAGGUAGAUGUCUCACUGUUCGUCCUGUGUCUCGCUACUCACCCUAGCAGGACAGGUCAGGGCACCUGGACUCCUCCUCCUGGGUAGCUGCAGCAGAAGAUGAAUGUAACUCCUGGUGAACGUGGAAGUAGCCUGCAGCCGAAAGGCUCCCCUGAUAACGCUCUGGCCUCAGCUUCCCUGGGGGAGAGAACUGGGUGUCACUAACUGAAGUAGGUGACCUACAGAGAUGCUAAGCCAGGCUGCAGGAUUGUACAAAUAAAUACGGAGGCAGAUAAUCAGACAUGUACUUUAAUGUUAAAGGUGCUCUAUUUUUUUGGAUGUACAGUAGUUUUAUUUCCACAGCCACAUUAUCAUAGCAAUAAGGAGGGUGCAGUAAGUAGUCAGCAGAGCUCUGUCAGAGAGACGCUCUGAAGUUUAACACUAGCUCAAACGCUGUUACCGUAGAGACGUAUUUAUUUGCAGGAACAAACGGUGCCUGAAUAUUAACAGUGUUCUGAUUUUUUUUUAAAGAGAUACAUAUGCCUUGUAAAUGGCUGGACCUGUUGGUAGUCACUCAAUGCGUAGUUUGCUUUCCUGUAGUUUCUCUGCUGCAGACAGAGUCACUCUGCCUUCCCCACGCGAGUCCCCUGAUGCCGAGUGCCCGCGGGGUCCUGUGUACAACACCAGAUUUGUUUAUCUUUGUACAGAAACUCGGAUAAAGUGUCUUGUAUUUAACACUCUUAUUUAAGCUUAUUUAACCCCAACUUGUUAAUUUUAUAUGGUUUGGUUUCACCUGCACUGUAAGGAGGGAGGCAGGCAGGCAGGCCGUGACUGAGCUCACCCGGAACAGACUGGAGCAGGCGGGCGAGCGGAGGACUGGAUGCUGCUGGCUAACACGUUGUUUGUAUUGCUUUUCCAUUUUUAACUGUUAUAUUUGAGAUGAACAUACAUUUUGCUUUUUUAAUAAAUGUUCAAAAGAAGUCAA